Molecule: messenger RNA, 804 nt
Organism: Dictyostelium discoideum AX4
Lineage: Eukaryota; Evosea; Eumycetozoa; Dictyosteliales; Dictyosteliaceae
Exons: 5
Coding region: 1-804 (267 amino acids)
Source: RefSeq, a predicted model, not a curated record
AUGACAAGAAAAUAUACAAAGAAAUCGAGUGGAUCCACUGCAUCCACAACAAAUUCUACGGCAGAGAUUGUUGAUCUAACUACAUCGACUUCAAGUGUAGGAAAAAAGAGGAAGAGUCCAGAUGAAAAAGCACAACCAAUAACAAAGAAAGCAUUGAAUUCAUUAACACCAGUUCAAUCAAUGUUUGAAAAAUAUAAAGGUAAAAAUAUAAUUAAAGCAAUUCAUUAUACCUAUUUAUAUACAUAUAUUUUCAAUGUACAUUUAGAUGAUGAUGAAACAAUUGGGCCAGAAGGUAUAGCAAGAUUUUGUAGUGAUAUAGGCCUAGCACCAGAUAGUUUUGAGAUUUUAGUUUUAGCAUGGACAAUGAAUGCAUCUAAAAUGGGAUAUUUUAGUAAGAAUGAAUUUAGUAGUGGAUUUGAAAAAUUACAAUGUAGUGAUUUAUCAACAUUAAAGAAACAAUUAAAUAGCACUUCACAAAAAUUAAAACAUGAUUCAACUAAAUUCACAGAUCUUUAUAAAUAUGCAUUUGGGUUUGCAAGUGAAGUAGAGAGUAAAAAGUCAGUAGAUUUAGGUACAGCUGCGGAAAUGUUAAAACUAUUAUUACCUGAAGGUCCGCAUACUACAAAUUUUGCUGCUUUUUUAUGUACACAACCAAAUAAAUCAAUUAAUAAAGAUCAAUGGUUAUGCUUUUUAGAAUUCUCAAGAACUGUAAAAGCAGAUUUAUCAAAUUAUGAUGAUUCAGAAGCUUGGCCACUUCUUCUUGAUCAAUUUUCAGAGUGGGUUCAACAAGAGAAAAGGAUAUAA